AUGAAGAUGAGAGACGCCCUCAUAUUAUAUAGCUUGUUACAAGCUAGUCUAGCAUGGACAACUACCGAGCCUUUACUACCGAAACGAGCAGACUCUUUCCAGAAUCCAGUGGUAUAUGAAGACUUCGCCGAUAAUGACGUCUCUAUUGGUCCAGACGGAUUAUACUACUUCUCCGCCUCCAAUAUGCAUUACAGUCCAGGCGCUCCCAUCUUAAGAUCUGGUGACCUCAUCAACUGGGAACUUAUCGGUCACUCCGUGCCCAGUCUCGAUUUCGGCGAGAAGUAUAAUCUGACGAAUGGCCAUGCAUAUAGAGGUGGAACAUGGGCGUCCACGAUGCGGUUUCGCGAGAGUACCGGGCUUUGGUACUGGAUCGGCUGCGUCGACUUCUGGUAUACUUACAUUUAUACCGCCGAGGACGUCACUGGGCCAUGGACCCGCGCGGCUGUGCUUCCAGGCGGCACAUGCUACUAUGACUGCGGCCUCCUUAUCGAUGACGACGAUACUAUGUAUGUCGUAUACGGCUCCACUGAUGUGUCUAUAGCCCGGCUAUCUGAAGAUGGACUCAGCCAGGUAGAGACCAAACACAUCUUCAGUGCCUCUGAUGUAGGGAAAGAUGGAAUCGAAGGAAAUCGCAUGUACAAAAAGGAUGGGCUCUACUACAUCCUUGACGACCAUCCAGGCGAUAUUACCUAUAUAUGGAAAUCCGAAAGCCCCUGGGGACCCUAUGAGAGCAAAAUACUAGUCAAUGGUGUUAAAUCUCCAGUGCCCAAUGGCGGAGCUCCGCAUCAAGGAAGUCUCAUCCAGGCGUCAACAGGUGACUGGUACUACAUGUCUUUCACAUGGGCAUAUCCAAAUGGCCGUAUACCUGUUCUGGCUCCAAUAAAGUGGGGAGAUGAUGGCUUCCCCCUUUUUGUUGCCGACGAGUCUGGUGGAUGGGGUUCAUCUUAUCCAGCACCACUUCCUGUCAAAGCCGUCCAAAAAUGGACUCGUACUGACACUUUCGAUGGCAAUACCUUAGGCCCAGACUGGGAAUGGAAUCACAAUCCUGAUGAGACAAAGUACAAGGCUGGCAAUGGCGGAGUGACUUUAUCUACUGCGACCGUAACGGACGACUUGUACGCAGCACGCAACACCCUAACCCAUCGCAUUCAUGGAGAGUUCCCCGUCGGUACUCUUCAAGUUGAUUUUACUAAUAUGGCCGACGGUGACCGAUUUGGCCUUGCAGCUUUCCGGGAUCGCACUGCUUAUAUCGGUAUCCAUCGUGAUGGGUCCAAGUACACAUUAUCCGUCGUGCACAACAUCACACAAGAAGAAUCUGCAUGGAAUACGACCCGUCUCGGCGACGUAGUAGCAACAACAGCAGAUACCCCUCAAGAUAAGACAAUUUGGCUUCGGGCGUCGCUGGACGCUCGAGCGAGCGGUAGUUACGCGGCCAAUUUUUCAUACAGUACAGACGGGCAAAAGUUCACCCAGUUAGGGGAACCUUACACGAUGUAUACUAACUGGGCAUAUUUCAUGGGCUAUCGCUUUGGCAUUUUUAACUAUGCCACCAAGAAGCUAGGUGGCUCGAUCAGAGCUUUGUCUUUUACAAGUGCAUAA
This is a messenger RNA of Daldinia vernicosa, 1599 nucleotides long. Its product is annotated as glycoside hydrolase family 43 protein. The record is from RefSeq and is a predicted model, not a curated record. Gene Ontology annotation, molecular function: hydrolase activity, hydrolyzing O-glycosyl compounds. NCBI's taxonomy places the organism in Eukaryota, Fungi, Ascomycota, Sordariomycetes, Xylariales, Hypoxylaceae. The transcript is spliced from 2 exons. Bases 1 to 1599 code for a protein of 532 amino acids. Gene Ontology annotation, biological process: carbohydrate metabolic process.